GAGAGAGAUAAUAGACCAACUGAACAAGUUAUACGUGAAUCAUUGCAAAUGAGAUUAGAAGAAGCCUAUCCUAAUGUUUUAUCCAUGGAUGAUCUUGUUCGUAUUUUAGAAUGUGAUAAUCGUAAUUUAUUACAAGUUCAGCUGGAUGAGUUAGCUAAUCGAGAUCUCAUACAACUAGUACCAUUGGAAGGCAAGCAUGUGGGUCAAUUCGGUUUUCGAAGAAAAAUCCAUUUACAAAAUAAUGUUGUCAGAGAGAUGAAAGGAGCGAAUCAUAUGCAACAAGUAUCCACAUCUGAAAAGCCUACAAUUGCAAUUAUCACCAAUUUAUUGUGUGAAAAGUUAGCUGUUGAUGCAAUGAUGGAACAGAAAACAACAUUUGUUCGUUACAAAUCUGAAGGUGAAUCACAUGUUUAUACUAUCGGAAACAUAGGACCACAUAAGGUCAUUUCUACAAAGUUACCCAUGGUUGGACGUGAACUUCAGGCGAAAAUUUCUUCUGGAAGUAUUACAACUCGAUUACUUGGUGCAUUUCAAGCAGUGCAACAUGUAUUCCUAGUAGGAGUUGGGGGUAGCGUGCCUCACGUGUAUGAAUUUGAAAAACAUUCUCGCCUAGGUGAUAUUGUAGUGAGUGCUGUAGCACGUUCAAGUGGAUUAGCUUCAUUAUCUGUGAACAAUCAUACAAAUCAUUCUGUAUCAAAUGGUGUAGGAGACUCUAUCUACAUUUACUGUGAUCGACUGAUCGAGCCUCCAGAAGAUGAAGUUGAUAUUAAAACACCAAGAUUUGUCUUACGAAAAUACGCAGCUCGAGAUCCAACUUUAGUGAACUGUGUGGAGAAAGUUCUUGAUCGUUUCGAAGCGGCUCCUGAAAAACGUGAAUGGAACCAGAUUUUAAAGUCUGCUCUAACUGUAUUAGGAGGUGAGGAUGACCCGAUUGAUUUCGCACGACCGUCACCAGAUACAGACAAACUAAAACUUAAAAUCAACGAAGGUGUAACAAUCGAUAUCAAACAUCCAGAUGUACCAGAAGAACUAGCGCGCUUCUAUCCACCAGGCGUACCAGCUGUACGCCUUGGUUGUAUGGGAUCUGGUAGACCGAUUACAGAUAACGAUGCAUUGAUGAAUGACUUUGCCAAAGAACACCACUUACUGUGCUAUGAUGCUGAAUACGAUCAAGUUUUGGAGUCCGUCAUGGGAAAUGGCCUUGAUUCGUUUAUUCUCAUUCGUGGAAUAGCUGACUAUGUUGAAGGUAGACAAGGUACACAGUGGCAACCUUAUGCAGCACUUGCAGCAGCAUCUUUUAUGAAGUCUAUAAUCCUGCAACUGCCACCGAUACCAAUUAACGAAGGUUGA
Messenger RNA from Schistosoma turkestanicum, 1350 nucleotides. The record is from the annotation of a GenBank genome assembly. NCBI's taxonomy places the organism in Eukaryota, Metazoa, Platyhelminthes, Trematoda, Strigeidida, Schistosomatidae.